AGAGAAUAAAAUGAGAGACCAAGAGACAUCUGGCCUCAGAGCGGGAAGAGACCCAGAUGUUGUCAAGGCAGGAAGCCUCGGGACCUGCAAGGAAGGAAAGGUGCAGGUGGUCUUUGGUGAGGAGAUGCCUAGCUCAAAGUGCCAACACUUCAGGAACUUCUCCUACGAGGAGGCUGAUGGUCCUCGAAAGGCCUGCACCCAACUCUACUUUCUUUGCCGUCAGUGGCUCAAGCCGGAGCAGCAUACCACGGCUCAGAUCCUGGACCUGGUGAUUUUGGAGCAGCUCCUGACCAUCCUCCCCCUGGAGAUGUCGUGCUGGGUGAGAGAAUGUGGAGCCGAGACCACUUCGCAGGCGGUGGCCCUGGCAGAAGCUUUCCUGAGUCUGAGUCAUGCAGAAAACCAAAAUCAGGAAGAGGUAAGAAAUCUCUCAGUAGAAGAUCAGUCUGAUUUCUAUGCAGCAGAGAAAUCUCCACUCAGCGCCAGACAGAGCCCCGAGCAUCAAGAGACCCAUCAGGGCAAUGAGGGAGGUGCUCCCUUGAUAG
Messenger RNA from Pogona vitticeps (central bearded dragon), 542 nucleotides. The record is from RefSeq and is a predicted model, not a curated record. NCBI's taxonomy places the organism in Eukaryota, Metazoa, Chordata, Lepidosauria, Squamata, Agamidae.